GUCCUGGACUUUGACUGGUGUAUGCUCAAAGGAAUGGUCAUGACUAUCUCCGUCUGGCUCUGGUCACAGACCUCUUGCUGCCAUACCCGUCUCAGAGUGACUUGGUGAUCCUGCUCCAGUCUACAAUAAUGAGCAAAGGAUGUCAUUCACCCACAUCACGUUUCAGAUGAUCUUCCAUGGCCAUUCGACACCUGGAACUGCCAUUUUCAUUUGCUGCUUAUGAAUUUCAACGUAAGCUCCCAGUGAUCAUUGUGUGCUGUUUACAUCCCCUCAGCUACCACGCUACCCCUGCUUUCCCGAUCUUCCACUUGUUCCAUCCCGGGUUUCUGGUUCAUCAAAUGACGGCCCGACACAAGACAAAGAGCAAGGGAGCUAGGGAGCAUCACCACCACACCACUGCCUUGCUGCUCUUGAGUCACAGCGUAACUUAUUCCCGCUCCUCUACAAUGACCGACAACCAGUCCCAACCAGGCCGGUGUAUAUACUCAAAACAGUAUGGGGCGGAGUGCUCUACAUGGCUGAAGUGUCUCCCAAAUCCAAGGCAGCCAGUGAUGCAUCCCACCCGAAACGGUCGGCCAUACGUCAAACCGCAGGUCAAAGCUCAAGCUGCCUGCUGCACGACAAGAGAUAUUCCACCUUGCACAGCCAAUCGUCGGAGUCAAUGCUAACCUGGCCAUCCAGGACAGACGACAUGAGCUACACAUUCUAGCCGUGGGGUUCAUUUCCUCCCUUCUCCUCUUCCCAGACCGGUAGUUCUAGAUCGACCACAAUAGGGGCAUGGAACCGUUUCCCACCCCGAUGCGGCCAACUGGUCGCCACGAUGGCCGCAUUGACAAUACAUGUUUCGCGUCGCCUUAAAUUAGACCCGUCUUCAUUCUCAAGCCUUG
Molecule: messenger RNA, 887 nt
Organism: Aspergillus eucalypticola CBS 122712
Lineage: Eukaryota; Fungi; Ascomycota; Eurotiomycetes; Eurotiales; Aspergillaceae
Exons: 2
Coding region: 177-668 (163 amino acids)
Source: RefSeq, a predicted model, not a curated record